GCAGGUAACCAGCGCGGGCAGAGCGAGUCCGCAGAAAAGAGAGCCAAAGUCAGUCCCGGAGGUCGUCCCAAGGGGGAGAACGAGAUGGAGUUCACGAGACGAUGCCUCAGCCUGAUCUCGGUCGGGAUAUUAUGGAGCUGCGCGUUGGGUCUCCAGCGGCCACCACCGAGAUACUCCCAGCAGUAUAUGCCGGAGACCUCGUUCAAUUGUCGCAACAAGAUCGUCGGCAGCUAUUACGCGGAUCCUGAGACCGACUGCCAAGUCUUCCACGUCUGCGUCUCCGUAGCAGGCUCUAUCCAGGAUUACAAGUUCCUCUGCCCCAACGACACCGCCUUCGACCAGGAGAGCCAGACCUGCGCGGACUGGUACGACGUGGACUGCGAGGCGGCGACCCUCUACUACGCCAGCGACAACUUCGAUCUCUACAGAAUCGGCUCGGGCCUGGAGUCCGUUCAUUACGACAGCCUGCGCAGCGACGCGGAGCCGCAAGACCACUUGCAGCGCAGCGAGACCAGCGACGCGGUGCGUUCUUCGGCGAACGCGGUCAACUCCCGGGUCUCCUCGUCGGGCUACAAUCGCGACUUACUGCGCGGCAGCAGCAGCAGCAACUUCUACAACAGGAACGGCGGCAAGGAGGACGAUUACGAGAACGACAGGGCGUUCAACAAGGAGGAGGCUCAAGACACGAAGAAGAAGGGCGGCGUGAGGAAGGUCAGCAGGAAGCAACCGUACAACGCGAACUACCCGCCGUCCAGCAGCACGUCCGUCCCUCCGCUCGCUGCUCAGAAUGGUUACAACGGCAACUACUACAACGGCAACGCGUAUAAUCAGCCGCAGCAACGACAGUCCACGACGACGUACGUCUCGUCGAGCAGCGUGCGGCCGCCUCAGGAGAGCUACAACAGGAAUCAGAACGGCCAGAGGUACAACGCGCCGUCCUCCACGUAUCGGCCCAGCACGACGUACAACCAGGACGCGUAUAACAACUACCAGUCGGCCGGCAGCAGCACCACCACCGGCCGCACCACCGCCUAUAACAACGCGUACAACGCGAAUUACAAUCAGCAGAACACCGGCGGCUCAAGCUUCGCUCAACCCACGAGCCCGAAGCCGAGCAGCUACAGUCAGAAAACCAACUACCAGACCGGCUACGGCCAGUCCACGACCGUCCAGCCGAGCACCAACUACCAGAACACCGAUUACACCAAUUACCAGCAGAGGAGCUACAGCAACAUCCAGCGCGGCACCAGCGGCAACGUCCCUCACCAGCCCACCACAUCCGCUUCUACCGUCUACGAUAGCUACGGUAACAACAACAAUAAUCACUACAGAUCAGCCGCGUCCAGCAGGCAGGAGCAGACCACCGCGAAAUACUUGGCGAGCUACGCGCCUACGACGUACAGCCCGGCGACGAAGAAGUACGCGAACGGGGACAGCGCCGUCGCGCAGACCGCCCUCAGGAACAACGACAAUCAAUAUUACGAAAAAACGAGCCAGUCGGUGAAACCAUCGACGCAGUAUUAUGACAGCACGAAGACGCCCAAGAAGGCGACGCAGUACAGCAAUUACGAGGGCGGCGCGAACGCCGGCAAAUCGUAUUACAUCGAGACCAGUACCGGCAGCUUCGACAUCGCGAGGUCCUCCGUCGGGAUCGGCUUCAGUCCUGCGAGCAUCAAUCAUCUCGCCGAAUCACCGAGGACGACCACGCCGGUACCAAGGCGAGCCUCCAGCGCAACCACCUACAACCCGAACACCUUCAGUUCCAGCGCUCAAAGGAUCGGCCAGCCAACGACGACGGCACGGGGCGUCACCUACGUCAGUGGGUCCGCGAGGCCGUUCUCGUCGACCACUAGGUUACCCAGCAGCAACGGCAGCAACGGCGGCAGCAGCACGACACCGCGACCGAAGUCAGGCAAGAAGAACGAUUAUGAUUACGCAUACUACGAUAACGCGGGCGGCUUGGAAUACGACGGGGUCGACCUCGAGCACGUCACCAGCAACAAGGAAUCCACGAAGAUCGCGAGGAAUUAGAGAUUCUCGUAAUAAUAAUAAUAAUAAUAAUAAUAAUAAUAUAUACAUGU
Molecule: messenger RNA, 2081 nt
Organism: Dinoponera quadriceps
Lineage: Eukaryota; Metazoa; Arthropoda; Insecta; Hymenoptera; Formicidae
Product: probable serine/threonine-protein kinase clkA
Exons: 4
Coding region: 85-2031 (648 amino acids)
Cellular component (GO): extracellular region
Molecular function (GO): chitin binding
Source: RefSeq, a predicted model, not a curated record